UUAUUGAGGUGGAUGUCAGGUAUAAUUAGCAAUCGAUAUGGAAAAUGGUUCUUGCAAGCCACGUCUCUGACGUCACGGCCGAUUAAGGUUUCUUAUUGGUCCCAAAUUCCCCAAGCCUGAGCUAAUUAUUGGAAGCUUGAUGUUGAUAAAGUAAAGCUCAUCCUGGGCUUGUAGCAUGUCCCCUCCUCACUGGUCACCGCCACUGCAUGCUUACUAAGGUCCCAGCAGCAGCAGCAGCCCUUCAGCUGUGGCACCUCUAUCCAGGGAGAUGAUGGACAGUAGGAUUCUAGAGCAUCCUCAUGCCCAGUUUGGAGGCUCCAUGAGUGGGAUGGUAGGCUUCCCCUACCCUCUGGGCCACCACCAUGUGUACGAGCUAGCCAGCCACCAGCUCCAGUCUGCAUCCGCCGUCCCCUUCUCUAUAGACGGAUUACUGAACGGCUCCUGCACUGCCUCUGUGGUCAAUCCGAACUCCUUGAUCCCCUCUGGAUGUGUCAUGAAUGGAGACAAUCAGCAGUAUAAGCUGUCAGAUUCUUGUGACCCAGACAAGGAAAGCCCAGGGUGUAAGAGAAGGAGAACCAGGACCAAUUUUACUGGAUGGCAGCUGGAGGAGCUGGAAAAAGCCUUCAAUGAAAGCCACUACCCUGAUGUCUUCAUGCGAGAAGCUCUGGCCUUGAGGUUGGACCUGGUGGAGUCCAGAGUACAGGUCUGGUUCCAAAACCGCAGAGCAAAGUGGAGAAAGAAAGAGAACACCAAGAAAGGGCCUGGACGACCAGCCCAUAAUUCUCAUCCCACCACCUGCAGCGGAGAGCCUAUGGACCCUGAAGAGAUCGCCAGAAAAGAGUUGGAGAAGAUGGAGAAGAAGAAGAGAAAGCAGGAGAGGAAGAUGCUGAGGAACCAGGCUCGCCACCAGCACUCCCCUUCCAUGUCCCUCCACACCCCAAGCUCUGACAGUGACAGUGGCCUCUCACAGACUAAUGAGCCCAGUGUAAUGGAGUCUAGCCAUGUAGAGGUGGGACAAAACAGGAACCAAACACAGCCAACCUGUGACCAAACAGGGCAAGCUUUUUACCCAAGCCAAAGAAACACAGGACAAAAAGACAGGGUCAGUGAUAAAGACUCGCCUACAGAGGCCACCCACAACUCAGGCUUGUGUCCAAAUGGAAGGGCCUCUGGUUUCCAGAAGCUUAACCCCUUCAGCGUGGAAAGUUUACUGUCAGACUCCCCUCCAAAAAGGAAAGCAGGGGUGGAUUUCACAGGGCUGUCAAGCCCCCGCACCCUGAUUGGCAAGGGACACUUUUUGCUGUACCCCAUCACUCAGCCUCUUGGGUUCAUUGUGCCACAGACUGCCCUCAAGACCAGCUUGACCCAGGAGGCUCCUCUUUCGGGGCAGAAAGACUUCAAACACAACGAGAGCCCAGCUCAGCACAGUCAAAGUACCUCCCCGAAACACUCACAACUUUACACAGCGAAAAACACGAACUCUACACACCUCAGCUUGGCCAUCUGCAAGACGGAGGGCAGUGGCCAGAUGGCUGGUUCUCCUAGCCAAGCUGGCUCAGGAGACUCAGAAACAGGGCAGCAGGAUAGCACUUUUUGUGAGCCAAAAUCUCCUUUGUCCCCAAAAGCAGACAGCAAAACCAGAGAGGCAUCAGACUGUCCAGAGCCGGCACCCUGCACCCCCAAACCCAGCAUAGACUGUGAAGACUUAGACAUGGAUUGAACCCCUCUACUCCUCAAAGACU
Nanorana parkeri is the source of this 1742-nucleotide messenger RNA. RefSeq names its product UNC homeobox (gene UNCX). The transcript is spliced from 3 exons. Gene Ontology annotation, molecular function: DNA-binding transcription factor activity, RNA polymerase II-specific; sequence-specific double-stranded DNA binding. Bases 269 to 1720 code for a protein of 483 amino acids. The record is from RefSeq and is a predicted model, not a curated record. Gene Ontology annotation, biological process: regulation of DNA-templated transcription. Lineage: Eukaryota; Metazoa; Chordata; Amphibia; Anura; Dicroglossidae.